AUGCGAGGCCUCUCCAUGUCUGUGGAAUUGCUUGAGCACGAAUGGACUUCUCCUGGAUCUUCUGAAAGUCAUCUGUUUUUCCAUAUUUUUUUCCCUAUUUCUCCAGGCUUAUCCAAAUCCCUUGGGCUUAUUGAAGGCUAUGGUGGGCGGGGCAAAGGAGGGCUCCCCUCCACCCUUUCCCCAGCUGAAGAAGAAAAGGCCAAGGGUCCCCAUGAGAAGUAUGGCUACAAUUCCUACCUUAGUGAGAAAAUUUCACUGGAUCGAUCCAUACCAGAUUACCGCCCAACCAAGUGUAAGGAGCUGAAAUACUCCAAGGAUCUGCCCCAGAUUUCCAUCAUAUUUAUCUUUGUGAAUGAGGCCCUGUCAGUGAUCCUGCGGUCUGUCCACAGCGCCGUCAAUCACACGCCAGCUCAUCUGCUGAAAGAGAUUAUCCUGGUGGACGACAAUAGUGAUGAAGAGGAGCUGAAGGUGCCUUUGGAGGAGUAUGUCCAUAAACGGUAUCCGGGGCUGGUGAAGGUGGUACGGAACCAGAGGAGGGAAGGCCUGAUCCGGGCACGGAUCGAAGGCUGGAAGGUGGCCACUGGGCAGAUCACCGGUUUCUUCGAUGCCCACGUGGAGUUUACUGCUGGCUGGGCUGAGCCCGUCCUGUCCAGAAUCCAGGAAAACCGGAAGAGGGUGAUCCUCCCCUCCAUCGACAACAUCAAACAAGACAACUUUGAGGUGCAGCGGUAUGAGAACUCAGCCCACGGCUACAGUUGGGAGCUCUGGUGCAUGUACAUCAGCCCCCCCAAGGACUGGUGGGAUGCCGGGGACCCUUCGCUUCCCAUCAGGACUCCAGCAAUGAUCGGGUGUUCCUUUGUGGUCAACAGGAAAUUCUUUGGAGAAAUAGGCCUCCUGGACCCAGGGAUGGAUGUGUACGGAGGAGAGAAUAUAGAACUUGGAAUCAAGGUGUGGCUCUGUGGCGGCAGUAUGGAGGUCCUGCCCUGUUCCCGAGUGGCCCACAUUGAGAGGAAGAAGAAGCCCUACAACAACAACAUCGGCUUCUACACCAAAAGGAAUGCUCUUCGAGUGGCCGAGGUCUGGAUGGAUGAUUACAAGUCCCAUGUGUACAUUGCCUGGAACCUGCCCCUGGAGAAUCCAGGAAUAGACAUCGGUGAUGUCUCAGAAAGGAGAGCUUUAAGGAAGAGGUUGAAGUGUAAGAAUUUCCAGUGGUACCUGGACCAUGUUUAUCCCGAGAUGCGGAGAUACAAUAACACCAUUGCCUAUGGGGAGCUUCGCAACAACAAGGCUAAAGAUGUUUGUUUGGACCAGGGGCCCCAAGAGAACCACACUGCAAUCCUCUACCCCUGUCAUGGCUGGGGGCCUCAGCUCACCCGCUACACCAGGGAAGGCUUUCUGCACCUGGGCGCUCUGGGAACCACUACCCUCCUGCCGGACACCCGCUGCCUUGUGGACAACUCAAAGAGCCGCUUCCCCCAACUCCUGGACUGUGACAAGGUCAAGAGCAGCCUACACAAACGCUGGAAUUUCAUACAGAAUGGAGCAAUCAUGAAUAAGGGGACAGGCCGCUGCCUUGAAGUUGAGAGCCGGCCCAGCAUCGACCUUAUCCUCCGCAGCUGCACAGGGCAAAGGUGGACAAUUAAGAACUUCAUAAAGUAGACCUCUUGA
Trichosurus vulpecula (common brushtail) is the source of this 1668-nucleotide messenger RNA. RefSeq names its product polypeptide N-acetylgalactosaminyltransferase 17 (gene GALNT17). NCBI's taxonomy places the organism in Eukaryota, Metazoa, Chordata, Mammalia, Diprotodontia, Phalangeridae. The record is from RefSeq and is a predicted model, not a curated record. The transcript has 12 exons. Gene Ontology annotation, cellular component: Golgi apparatus.